AUGGCGCCCACCCAGACGGUGCACCACCACCGCAGCACCACCAAGGUUUCCCACAAGCCUUUCAAGAGCAAGCAUGCGUCCAAAAGUGCUUUGAAGGACCAGGCGAAAGGUAAAAUCGAGAAUGAGCGGGGUACUCGCAAAACCCCCCACCAACAAUUGAAAUCGAAACUUGACCGCCGUAACACGGCUCGUCAAAAGCAGCAAGCAAAGCACCAAGAGAAAGCACAGGCUACCAGCAUCUUCACAGGCCAGAACGGAGCUCCCCGCCAUGUUGCCAUUGUCCCUCUGUCCGCCGAUAUUGACGCCGCUGCCGCGAUUCGUGCCCUAAACGAGAGCAUCGAUGUUUCCAGCGAAAUCUCCCAAGAUGGCGCUACCCGUGUGCGAAUUGACCGGUUCCGACAGAGUCUGCUUUACGUACCAUCGAAGUAUGAUCUCAUGAAUGCAUUGGAUAUCUGCCGCAUGGCCGACUUCGUGGUCUUGGUUCUCUCUGCCGAGACGGAGGUUGAAGACGAGGGCGAGCUUCUGCUACGGUCGAUCGAGAGCCAGGGUAUAUCCAAUGUCGUCACAAUGGUACAGGGCCUCGACAAGGUGACUCCAGCUAAGAAGCGCCCCCAAGUGGCGUCUUCUCUCAAGUCUUUUAUCAAUCACUUCUUCCCUACGGUCGAGAAGGUUAUGUCGCUGGAUUCCCGACAGGAAUGCUCAAACGCCAUUCGAUCCCUGUGCACUGCGACUCCUAAGGGUAUUCGCUGGCGUGAUGAUCGAAGCUGGAUGUACAUCGAGAAUGUCCAAUGGCCUAGUAUUGAUGCGGAGGUUGUCGACGAUGUUGUCGUCACUGGUGUUGUUCGGGGCAAGGGCCUCAAAGCCGAUCGUAUUGUACACAUCCCAGGCUGGGGCGAUUUCCAGGUUGACUCAGUCACCGCAGCGCCUCUUCCAAGCACGAAGAACAAGCAAGAUGCGAUGAAUGUCGACACAAAUGAGACGACACAGGUCCUUGAUACUCCCACCGCAGACCGUGAUGAUAUGGCCACUGUGGCCCCCGAAGAGAUCGAGAUGGUGGAUGACGACAUGGUUUCGAUGGCCGAAACCGAGCGAAAGGGUGUUCUUCUUGAUGACCAUCACUACUUCUCUGAUGACGAUUCUCACAUUCCCCCUAAGCCGAAGCGUUUACCAAAGGGUACCUCAGAAUACCAAUCUGCUUGGUAUCUGGAAGAUGUCUCCGAUUCGGGAUCCGACAUCGUCGAUGGAGAUGACGAAGAUGAGGAUAUGGAGAUGGACACCGCUGGAGCUCCAGAGGACGGUGUCUUCCCCGACAACCACGAUGCCAUGACCGAAGGUGGUCCAUCCGAGUACCCUCAAUCAGAGAUGUUCCUAGACCCUUCGCCCGAAGACGAGGCUUCAGACCUCGCAGAAUACCGUGCCAGCCGCCGCACUGAGGCUCAAGAUGAUCUCGAGUUCCCCGAUGAGAUCGAGCUUCAUCCGAAUGUCCUGGCAAGAGAGCGCCUUGCUCGAUUCAGAGGUCUCAAGAACCUCAAGAUCAGUAACUGGGAAACCUCUGAAGACCGUCCUUUCGAGCCCGAGGACUGGCGCAGACUGCUCCAAUUCGGCGACUACAAGGGUACCAAGAACCGUAUCCUUCGCGAAGCCUUGGUUGGCGGUGUUAAUCCAGGCGUUCGUGUCGACGUACAUCUUCGCGCUGUCCCAGCUGUCCUUCACAACAAGCCCCAGCCAGCAUCUCUUUUCUCGCUCCUGCGCCAUGAACACAAGCACACUGUGGUGAACAUCAACAUGACCCUUAACUCCAACGUCGAGAAGCCCCUCAAGUCUAAGGAGGAAGUCAUCGUCCAAUGCGGUGCUCGUCGCAUGGUGGUCAAGCCCGUCUUCUCGGCCAGUGAUAACACCCCGAACAACGUCCACAAAUUCGACCGUUUCCUGCACCCCGGCCGUAGCGCGAUAGCCACCUGGAUCGGGCCUAUGACUUGGGGCGCCGUCCCCGUCCUGGUCUUCAAGAACAAGCCCGCCGAGGCCGACCCCGAAGUGCUCGACUCCGCAGAUUCGAACGAAAGGCCAUUGUCUCUGGAUAACCUGGAGCUUAUUGGAACUGGCACAGUCGUCGCGCCAGACCCUGCUCGUGUCAUAGCCAAGCGUGCCAUUCUUACCGGUCAUCCGUACAAGAUCCACAAGAAGGUCGUCACUGUUCGGUACAUGUUCUUCAAUUCCGAAGAUGUCAACUGGUUCAAGGCUCUGCAACUCUGGACCCGUCGUGGACGCAGUGGGUAUAUUAAGGAGAGCCUGGGUACCCAUGGUUACUUCAAGGCUAUGUUCGAUGCUAAGAUCAAUCCGCAAGACUCAGUCGGUAUAAGUCUGUACAAGCGUGUUUUCCCUCGCCGAGCUCGCGCAUUGGAGGAAGUUGUUGCGUAA
Messenger RNA from Penicillium chermesinum, 2418 nucleotides. RefSeq names its product small subunit rRNA maturation protein TSR1. Gene Ontology annotation, biological process: endonucleolytic cleavage of tricistronic rRNA transcript (SSU-rRNA, 5.8S rRNA, LSU-rRNA); ribosome biogenesis; maturation of SSU-rRNA from tricistronic rRNA transcript (SSU-rRNA, 5.8S rRNA, LSU-rRNA). Gene Ontology annotation, molecular function: GTP binding; GTPase activity; U3 snoRNA binding. Lineage: Eukaryota; Fungi; Ascomycota; Eurotiomycetes; Eurotiales; Aspergillaceae. The transcript has 2 exons. Gene Ontology annotation, cellular component: preribosome, small subunit precursor; nucleus. Bases 1 to 2418 code for a protein of 805 amino acids. The record is from RefSeq and is a predicted model, not a curated record.